AUGGUGGCUAAGCUUUUAGGUUGUCGAGUGAAUGUCAUUGCCCUUCAAAACAGGUUGCUUGCUCUGUGGAAAUCAAAAGGUGGGAUAAAGUGUGUUGACAUUGAGAACGAUUAUUUUGAAAUCAGCUUUGGUAAUUCGACAGAUUUUUCGAAAGUGCUUGCGGAGGGUCCUAGGAUCGUUUGCGGACAUAAUUUCACUAUCCAACCAUGGUCUCUUUCGUUUGAUCCCUCUAACCCUCAUCCGAGUUCCAUUGUGUCAUGGAUUCGAAUCCCCAACCUCCUCAGUUCUCUCUACCAUAAGCCUAUUCUCGAGCAGGUGGGUUCCAUGAUCGGCAAAGUCAUUAAAAUUGAUGAACGUACCCUUCUUGCCACGAGAGGCUGUUUUGCUCGGUUGGUUGUCACGGUGGAUCUCACGAAACCCUUGAUUACCAGGAUUUUAGUGAACGAGAAUCUUAAGGUCAUUGAAUAUGAAGCUCUCCCGAUUGGAUGCUUCUAUUGUGGCGUUUAUGGUCACAUUAAGGAUAAUUGCCCUAAGCUUGUCGUGAACCCGAGUAACACUGAAGGUGCAUCGACUCUGGAGGAAAAGAAGACUGCGGUGGCUGAACCAUUGAAGGAGAAACGGGCGGCGGUUGAACCAUAUGGCCCCUGGAUUCUGGUUGAGCCUUGGAAAAGGCAAUAA
Messenger RNA from Manihot esculenta (cassava), 678 nucleotides. RefSeq lists its product as uncharacterized. The transcript has a single exon. The coding region runs from base 1 to 678 and encodes 225 amino acids. Gene Ontology annotation, molecular function: zinc ion binding; nucleic acid binding. The record is from RefSeq and is a predicted model, not a curated record. NCBI's taxonomy places the organism in Eukaryota, Viridiplantae, Streptophyta, Magnoliopsida, Malpighiales, Euphorbiaceae.